AAAAAAAAAAAUUAUUAUAUUGGGAAGGAAUCAUCCUUUCUUUCUUUCUAUCUUCAUCUUCUUCUUUCCAUUUCCUGCCAAACCAACACAAUUUCUCUACUACAAGAGAGCUCUCCCAUUUAGCAGUUUUCCCCUCCCUCCCUCCCUCUCUCGAACAACUCAACAACACACAUUCUUCAUCAUCUCCCAUUUCCUCACUCAGCCGCUUUUCCUUUCCUUUGACGGAAAGUUGAUCCCUCUACAACACCAUCACUGCAAACCCCGAUCAUUGUUUAAUCCUUAAGAGGGGGGAAACAGUCUCUGUUUCUGGAAUCAGUCAUACGAAGAAAGAUUCCUCCUUUGUCCUUCUCUCUCUGUCUGUAGGAAAUGCACUGAAUUGAGUCCUAGUUUGGUUUUCCCUGCUCUGUUUCUUAGCUUGUAGUUGUCAUUACCGCGUUUUUUGGGGGGUGGGUUUGUGUUGAUUUAGCUUCAAGGGAUUAUUGAGGUUUUCUGUUACCUUCCUCCUCGCUUUGUCUAGUUGUCUUCAAGACUGAUCAAAGCAGCAGAGCCAGAGAGCAGUCAAAUUAGCUUGGAGUUUUCUUUAAGUCCGGAGAAAGCGAAACAGGGUUCCCAUUACAAAUACAAUCUUAUUCGGCGAGGAGGUUCGAUCGGAAUACCCAAAUCGGAAAAUUCUGUUGCCUUUCUUAUCCGGAACGGAAAGUUAGAAACAGAAACAGGGGAGUUUCGCUUUUCUUUUCCUUUUCUUGUCUGGAAAACUUUCCUUUCCUUUUCUCCUCUUCUCUCUCUCCUUUGGUCUUCACAUAUUUAUCUCGAAAAGAAAAAAAGAGAUAAACGUUAGAAAUUUGAGAGUUUUUUUUUUUUUGGUUAUAUGUUUCGUUUCAUCUUCGUCCCCGUUUCCUAAUCUGGUCUGUCAGUCUUCUCCCUCUCAAAUCUGGGGAAUCCCUAAAAAUUCUCUCGAGAGACCUUCCCAUUUCCCGGCCCCUUCUUUCUCUCUUCCCCUGUUUUACCUCUGUUUUCCCUCUUCAACGAGUCCCUCUGUUUUCUUUAGGCUUGGGGGAGAAAUUGAAUUUUUUUUUCUUUCUCUCCUCCUCUGUCUCUCUCUUUCUGGCCCUUCCACAUCUCUCUCUUUUUUUAUUUUUGCCCUUUAAUUUUUUUAAAAAACAAUGAUUUCCGAAAAAGGGUCAACACAAUCGAACCUCGAUUGCUUCCUCCAUUUCACUACCCCUGUAGUUGAAUCUCAUUCCCUGCCAAAGUCGGAGAUGAGGAACUUGAAUCGGCUAUGGCAUCCAUGGGAGAGGGAAACGGUGGAGUACUUCACCCUCGGCGAUCUCUGGAACUGCUACGACGAAUGGAGCGCUUACGGCGCCGGAGUGCCCAUUUCCUUGAACAAUGGAGAAACUUUAGUUCAGUACUACGUUCCUUACCUCUCCGCGAUCCAAAUCUUCACCAGCAAUUCCUCCUCCGUCAACGGUCUCAGGUUCCUCUGUUUCAGUCGAUACAGGGAAGAAACAGAGUCGGGCGAUGGAGAAACGAGUAGCGAUUCGUGUAGCGACGAGAGCUGUAGAUGGGGUGACGGGUGUUCGUCCGACGAAGGUGGCUCCGAACAGGAAACCCUUUGGCAUCUAAACGACAGAUUGGGGUAUCUCUAUUUCCAGUACUUCGAGCGAUCCACGCCUUAUGGAAGAGUCCCUUUGAUGGAUAAGAUUAAUGGAUUCGCUCGAAGAUACCCAGGAUUGAUGUCUUUGAGAAGUGUGGAUCUCUCCCCUGCUAGUUGGAUGGCUGUGGCUUGGUACCCAAUCUACCACAUACCAAUGGGAAGAACAAUCAAGGAUUUGUCGACAUGCUUCCUUACUUACCACACCCUUUCCUCCUCCUUCCAAGAUAUGGAUUUGGAAGAUGAUAUAGAGAAGCCGGAGAGGAAGAGGAAAGAAGGGGAGAACAUCUCGUUGCCUUCGUUCGGGAUGGCGACUUACAAGAUGCAAGGCAACGUUUGGGUAUCGGGGAAUUGCGGCCGAGACCAGGAGAGGUUGGUUUCGCUGUGGAGCGUCGCAGAUUCGUGGCUGAAGCAGCUCAGGGUCCAGCACCAUGACUUCAAUUACUUCACUGGGAUCAGGCGUGGUUGAUUCUACCAAACAUGAGCAGAGGCAGAGGGCACCACAGAAAACCCCAAAAAUAGAAAGAAAGAAAACCCCACCAAGUCUAACCACCGCCCUCAUUCUCAUUUGCCUUGACCUUUUCUCCUUUGCUCCUGAAAGUUAACCUUUCCCCCAAGGAAAAAAAAACCAGGAAGAUGGACAAAAAAAGAAAGGAGAAUAAGCCCAGAACCCUGCAAUUGAGUGGAAUCUUAUCGUAGAGGACACAGGUUGGUUUUGUUUUGUUUUGUUUGCUUGGUGGGUUUGUCCAGUCCAGACUCCAGAGGCGAUUUCCGUAGCGAUUCAGAGCUUUUUUCCCUCUUCUUUUGUUCAAUGCUUUGGGUUCAGAGGGGUACAUUAGACAUGUGAGCUGUGGCAGGUUGAUGAUGUUGCCUUCUCAAUCUCAUGAUCGACUUUCUUUGUUUAAUUUUCUUUGUUUCGGUUUGUAGUUGGGUUUCGGUUUAGGGAGAAGCAGAGUGUGUCGAGUACAGGGGUCGAGGGGCAUCUAUGCUCUGUUUUUUUUCUUCUUUUUAUUAACUUUGAUGAAAUCGUUGUUGACUUGUAGAGUUUGAUAAUGGGGAAAAAUGAAAAGAGGGGAUAGAAGAAGAGAAGAGACGGAGUUGUUUAUUCCUGAGAAAUGACAAUAGCUUCUCGAUUUCUCGUCCAUUUCUCCUUUUUUGCUUCCUGCUUUUAAUUUCUUCACAAGUGUGGAUUGGGACUGGAGAUAUGAUUUUUCUUUCUUUUUCAUGGAAAAAGGGGAGCGUGAUUGGCUGCUACUAAAUGUUUAUGCUCCUAACCAAUGCAGUUGGAGUGGUGGAAUUGUUGAAUCUCUACAUCGAACGGG
Molecule: messenger RNA, 2976 nt
Organism: Linum tenue
Lineage: Eukaryota; Viridiplantae; Streptophyta; Magnoliopsida; Malpighiales; Linaceae
Source: the annotation of a GenBank genome assembly